This is a messenger RNA of Chironomus riparius, 3043 nucleotides long. The record is from the annotation of a GenBank genome assembly. Lineage: Eukaryota; Metazoa; Arthropoda; Insecta; Diptera; Chironomidae.
GUGAAACAAAAAAAAAAGAAUCAUUUGGAUAAAUUUUUAACUCAUGAAAGUGUCCAUUCGCUAAGUGAUGAACUAAUUUAUUUGUGCUAAAUACGCAAAUGGAUUCAUCAGUGAUGGCAUAAAUUUUCUCUCCAUAAUAAUCGUCAUAAGAUUUUUAUUCAUUCAUAAAAGCAACAUUGGACAAAUAUUUUAUCACGCUAUAAACAUCCCAGACAGAUUUAAUCUUUCAUCUCUUCUCACCUACCCUCUUUCUACUUCACUCACACGUUUUGUUUGAAAGAUUUAGCGAAAAAUGGAAAUGAACACAUAUCGUGAAGAACGAAGAUAUUCAGUGCCACAUGGACCUUUACCGCCUGCCAGUGAAGAUUUACAUGCGUGGUCGAUAUACAGGCAAAACUUAAACUCAGAUUUUACGGAUUCAGCAUUAGGCAGUUCCGAUAAAUCACCCCUGCCAUACGGAAAUUUCAAGCUCCGUGAUACUACAGUACAUUCAAUCCUCAAUCAUCCACGUUAUGGACCCAAAUCACCUUUGGGAUCAAAUAUGUACACAUAUUUAAAAUUUGGAUUACCUCGAGUAUUCCCUCCAAAUGGAUCUCAACGUUCACAAAGAAAUGCACCACAUCAACGAAGUCGAGGGAGAAUUAAUCGAGGAUUUAAUAGAGAUAGUGGUGGUGUUUCGUCUGGUUAUGAUAGUAGUGAUAAUGAGACGACAAGAGGACGAUUGCCACCAAAUUUAAGAAAAUAUCGAAGCGAAUCGGAUUUUCGUACAAUUAAUAUGAUGCAACAUUCCAGACCUGGUUCAAGAGCACAAAAUAAUAUACCAGUCACAGCAUUAAAGCAACCAAACAGUAGAGCAAGUAUAGCCGGAACACAAAUCAAUCAAUACAAUGGAACAUCACGAUACAGCCAUAAUCGAUCACACAGCGAAGCUGAUUUGCUUGGAGGCGAACGAGAAAUGGUUUAUGAAUACGAUUCAAGAGUCUAUGGCGAGACGAGAGAUCCACGCAUGAGAAUGGAUCAAUAUUCUGCAAUAUCUCGUCGCCAUUCUUCAACACUAAUAUAUCCAAAUAUACAAAUUCAUUGUCUUGACGUUGACGAGAUUCGUGGAGUCUCAUUGCAGGCUAAAGCAGGAGAUUUGUUUGCAAUUAUGGCCACAUCAAGUAGGGAGGGUACUGCGCUUAUAGAGACAAUUGCUGGUUUGAAAGAAAGGUUAGGCGGUGAAAUUCUUAUAAAUGGGCAACAAGUUUCGAGAGGAAUGUUAAGACAAUUAUGUGGUUAUGUGCCAGCAUUAGAAGCUGCAUCUCUUGACCCCCGAAUGAGCGUUCAAAAUACACUUUCGUAUCAUGCUGUAUUGAAAGGUCCCUUGGAUAACAGUGAUAUAAAAGAACGGAUUGAUAUUUUGGUUGAAGAUCUAGGUCUUACAGCAGUUCGUUCAUCAGCGAUAUCACGAUUAACUCAUUCUGAAAAGCAGCGAUUAAAUGUUGCGUGUCAACUGCUUACACAAUGUUCCGUUUUGGUUCUUGAUCAGACAACAAAUAAUAUGGACAUUUUUGAUACAUUCUUUCUUGUAGAAUACUUAAGGCAAUGGUGUAGUUCUAGAAUUUGUAUAAUGACUCUUCAACCGCCAACAUUUGAAAUUCUGUCAAUGUGCUCAGGUGUAUUACUUCUAUCCGGUGGAAGAACAAUAUUUAGUGGAAAUCGAGGUGAUCUUCCACGUCAUAUGUCUCAGUUAGGAUAUCCAUGUCCGCCAUUUAAAAAUCCAGCUGAUUACUACUUGGAUUUAGUAACACUAGACGAUUUAUCUGCUGCUGCACUACUUGAGUCAUCAGCACGAAUUGAAUCAUUAGCAAAUGCAUGGGAUCGCAUGAAUUCAGAGCCUCCUUUAGCGGCUCCAUUAGCCAGUUUACCUGAUCCAGCACGAUCGGCAGGAUUUUUUGGACAGCUUAUAACACUAGUUAAUCGCUAUUUAUUUUAUAAGCAGCCAGGAUCACUUCUAACAUGGAUAAGUCGUCUUAUUCUUGCAGCAGUUCUAUCACUUUGUAUUGGAGGAAUUUUUUGGGAUAUUCCAUCAUCAGAUCCACUACUAGUCUAUAAUGACAGAUUAGGAUAUCAUCAUACAAUGAUGGCAAUAGCUUUUUGGCCAAUUAUUCUUUUAUUUAUCAGAGAUGUGCAAAAUGAUAGAAAAUCUGCCGAGAAAGAUAUUUAUUUACAGAUGUAUGGUCGUACUGUAUAUAUCAUCAUUCAAUCAUUCUUAAGUGUAUUGCCAAAUAUUUGCAUUUGGCUUGCUUAUUUAUUGCCAGCUCACAGUAUGGCUGGUUUAUAUACUUCAAACAAUGAUAUCGGCAUUUAUAUAUACUUGGGUUAUAUGGUUCUAUAUCUAAUGGUCGUGCAAACAAUUGCUCUAUUUUCAUCACAUUUCUUGAUGCCACACAAAGUGUUUGCAUCAUUAUUGACAGCAGUGGUGCUACUCGUCAUAAAUUUAUCAGUUGGUGGCUAUAUAGUUCAUCCUGCAAACAUUCCAGACUUUGUAAAAUGGCUAGAGUAUGCAUCACCUCAAAAAUGGGUCACUCCAAUAUUCACAAAGGAUGAAUACAGCGAUGAAGCAAUCGCAAAUUCUGGAGCAAUGCAGUUAUGCAGAAACAAACAUGUUCAAAAACAAGAGAUUAUUGUGCAACAGCCGUGUAAAAUUAAUGGUACUGAAAUUCUCACAGAUUUUAAAUUACAACCGUAUCAACAUGUGCUUGAUGGAUCGGAUAUCUAUCAUUCAACGCUAAUUGGAUUAAUUGCAACAUGUGUGGGAUUUUUCUUAUUAACAGCCAUCUUAUUUAUGGCAAACACAAGUCGAAUUUUCAAGAGUAAAAGUAGAAGAAGAUAAAAAAUUUGUAAAAUAAUUUUUAAUGUAUUAAGAAAAAUUUAUUCAUACUCAGAUCACUGUUAAAGUUUUAGACUUAAUAAAAUCUUAAAUUAACUCUUACGUAAUAAAAUUAUUAACAAAUUUUUAAAGGUAAAAAAAAAGUUUGAAGUUCUGAACAAACGUAUAAUA